AUGCAUUAAUAAAAAGCUUCCCCCAGAAUUUAAUAGUAUAUUUACCUUUUCUUAAUUUGUUUUUAAAUAUAGAUUAUAUUCAACAUCUGAAUAUAAUUCUUUUGUAAUACUGUAUGAUAAUAAAAUUCAUCACUUUAAUUAUGAAUUCUACUUUAACUUUUAAACACUAAAUUACAACUGUUCCUAUUCCUAAGAUGAUAGAAAGAUAAAUAUAGAUAAACUAUUUGAAAGCUAUCUACAAUAAAACAUUACUAUAUUACUAUUUGAAAAAGCUUAAGUUCUUCAAGAAAUUUUGAAGAAUUCGAAAAAAGGUUUAGUGAAAUCUCAAGUUCUAAAAUUAUGCAGAAAAAUUAGUUAAAUUCAUAUUAGAUUUGAUCAAAGUAUUAUAAAUAUUUCAUAGUUUAGGUAACACACAUUUAAUAUCAGUCCUGAAAAGAUUUUAAUUGGAUUAGUUUUAUAAUCUAAAUUAUGAAAUUUUGAAAGUUCCUAUUUUUAAGUACGAAAUAAUUUAUUUGAGUAAUAUGAACAUUUACCUAAUGAAUUUAUUUCUUGGGUUUAGAAGAAAUAAAAAUUAACAUUCUCAAGAACUAUUUGAAUGUAAGAGAGAACCUGAAUAAAACGAUUUUUCUUAAAAUUAGCUUAAUACCGUUGAUAGUUUUGAAUUGAAAUAGUUAAUGUAUUAUAAACUAUUUAAAGUUUGCUAUAAUUAAAAUUCUCAUAAGGGAGUAAAGUAUCAAUUUUCUUAUAUAAUUUUGAAAUCUAAUCAAGUGACUUUUAAUUCGAAAUACAUAGGAAAUAUUUUAGUGAUGAAUAAGUAUUUAUUAUUACACAUAUAAUAAAGUAAAAAGUAUAUUAAAUUUGAUAAUAAGUAGCACUAUUUCUUUUAUUAGGAGUUUAUCUAAAGAUGAAAAAAAGAAGUGA
Messenger RNA from Paramecium sonneborni, 921 nucleotides. Lineage: Eukaryota; Ciliophora; Oligohymenophorea; Peniculida; Parameciidae. The record is from the annotation of a GenBank genome assembly.